Sclerotinia trifoliorum is the source of this 1466-nucleotide messenger RNA. NCBI's taxonomy places the organism in Eukaryota, Fungi, Ascomycota, Leotiomycetes, Helotiales, Sclerotiniaceae. The record is from the annotation of a GenBank genome assembly.
CAAAAACUCUCAUACCGCCUACAUGCCACCCAUAUCCAACGAAUCCAACCCGGAAGCUUCCAGGUCUACCAAAAGAAAAAAGAUCAAAAAAUCAAUACCUACCUAUAUAACAUACCCGCCCAUACCUACCAAAUGCAUAACCCGAAGAAUAAAAACACACCUACCUACAUUCCCCAAGAUUUCGUUCCUGAUCCCAACAUCCCGGAAUUGUACUUUACAUACGCAUCAUCUUCGAGCUAGCACCAACAGUAGCAUCUGCACUUGCAAACUACUUCAACAUGUCUCAUCGACGUCUUAACCAGUCCAGGAGAGCCGAAAUCGAUACUUCUGAAAUCUUUGCUUCUGGAACUUUUAAAAAUGUUUGGGUAUGUUAGCUCUUUAUUGCCUACCAUACUUCUUUUCCAUCUCACUCACUAAUUACCCACUCUCAAUUUCCUUUCCCCGCGAAUAUCACUACUAACUCAUAAUCAGGCGGGUCGAUACACCGAAGGGCCAAGAAAAGGACAGGCAUGUGUAUCCAAAGAAUUCCAAACCGGCUCCGUAAUAUCAGAGCAUUAUUUCGAAGAAGAACUCGAGAUAAUCCGACGCACGCAAGAAAUCGUGGAUGAUUUCCACGCGGCGGGUAUUAUCGAUAAUCGAGAUAUCAUCGUCAAUACGCCAUCCAUCUGGACCUAUGAAGCGAAUGCAGGAACCAAGGCCGGAGUGAAAAGUCUCGUGGAACCCAUGAUUGAAAAUUUCGAAAAGUUUAAUAGUAAUACUGGCUGGACCGGUCAGGAUACCGUGUGGAAUGAUGCUAUGCAGGCUCUGAGUCAUUUUUCUUAUCAUGAUUCUGAUGGGGGGUUUUUGUUGUGUGAUCUUCAGGGUGGUUCGUAUAGUAAUGGAUAGUAAGUUGUUUUUGUUUAUAAUAUGUCGUUCUUUGCGCAGCGGAAUCAACAUCUUCUAACGAGGCAAUUAGUAUCCUAUCGGACCCGGUAAUCAUGUCCAGAGCACAAAAUUGUGGACCGGCGGAUUUGGGAAUCGAUGGAAUUAAAUCGUUCUUUCAACGACAUCGUUGUGGUCGAUUUUGUGAUCGGAAUUGGAUGAGGCCUGCUAUUACUGGGAAAGCUCCUAUUCCUAUGCGUCAGGGAACCAGUAUGAUUGCACGUCUUCCGACACGUCAAAGUCGUAAUCCUUUGUCGAGAGUGUGGGAGUGAGUGGAUUGAUGAUUGGUGCUGUGAAAGGGAGAGAUGGAAGAGAAUGGGUGUUUGGUCUUCUGCUUGUGUUGGUGGUAUGGUUAGGUGGGCAAUGAUAUUGUGAGGUUGGAGAGGUAAUCUUGCUGAGGGUUUACUAUUAGCUAUAGCUACUAGCUACAUACAGGGCAAUAGAAGCUAGGAUGUCAUUUUGAGGUUCGUAGAACUACCUCGUAGCUUCGAAUUUGGCAAUGAAUUAGAGAGGAGAAAUUAUUCUCACAAAGAUUUGCUGAACGU